GGCUGGUGGGCGGGGGCCCGGCGGGUGCUCGGCAGCUGUCAGAGACUCCACGAGCUCGCGGGCCCCCGUUGGCCCUGAGACCCCCGGCAUGGUGCGCGCGGGCGCCGUGGGGACGCCUCUCCCCACGUCCGGCUUGGACAUCUUCGGUGACUUGAGAAAGAUGAACAAGCGCCAGCUCUAUUACCAGGUUUUAAACUUCGCCAUGAUCGUGUCUUCUGCGCUCAUGAUCUGGAAGGGCUUGAUCGUCCUCACGGGAAGCGAGAGCCCCAUCGUGGUGGUGCUGAGUGGCAGCAUGGAGCCAGCCUUUCACAGGGGCGACCUUCUGUUCCUGACAAAUUUCCGGGAAGACCCUAUUAGAGCUGGUGAAAUCGUUGUCUUUAAGGUCGAAGGACGAGACAUUCCAAUAGUUCACAGAGUAAUCAAAGUUCAUGAAAAAGAUAAUGGAGACAUCAAAUUUCUGACUAAAGGAGAUAAUAAUGAAGUUGACGACAGAGGCUUGUACAAAGAAGGCCAGAACUGGCUGGAAAAGAAGGACGUGGUGGGAAGAGCCCGAGGGUUUUUACCAUAUGUUGGUAUGGUCACGAUAAUAAUGAAUGACUACCCAAAAUUCAAGGUAGGAAUUUAUAUGUGUGUCUGUAUUUUAAAAAUAUAUUGGAGCUUUUUACUUGUGCAGCUAUAAAAACGCAGUUUGUUUAAAAUGUGUUACUAGUUCUUUGUUCUGCAGAGUAUUUGUUGUUAACCACAAAUUAACACAAUCAUUUCAAUUAUAUAUUUAAAAUAGCUACUUUCAUCUUUUAUGUUCACAGUGUGUUCAAAAA
Molecule: messenger RNA, 818 nt
Organism: Miniopterus natalensis
Lineage: Eukaryota; Metazoa; Chordata; Mammalia; Chiroptera; Miniopteridae
Gene: SEC11C
Product: SEC11 homolog C, signal peptidase complex subunit
Cellular component (GO): signal peptidase complex; membrane
Molecular function (GO): serine-type endopeptidase activity
Source: RefSeq, a predicted model, not a curated record